AUGCGCGCGCGACGGGCGACGUCGUACGGACGCGUCGGGGACGUCGAGGCGUACGACGUCGCCCUGGACGGCGCCGCGCGGGCGUCGGGACGCGGGAAAACGGGCGCGCGAGGGGAUGGUGGAAUGAUUCCAUGCUCGAGCGAUGCGUCGCGUCGCGGUCGCGUCGCGCUCGGGAUGGGCGCGGACGCGGACGGGGCGUCCGUGCUCGACGCCGCGAUCGGAAGCGAUCGAGCGGUGGCGUCGCGGUGGACGACGUGCGCGGAGACGGAGACGAUGGUGCGAGCGACGCGACGCGGACGCCGAGGCGAAGAGGCGACGGCUCGGACGGACGCGAGAAGCGUCGUUCGCGAGGUCGCGUGCGAGACGAGCGCGCGGGACGGGAGGGCGGUGACGGUCGGGGUUCGAUGCGACGAUGGGGCGAAGCUGAUCAGGGGGUGGGUGACUUUGGAUGGGGAGACGCGGUUGGAGACGGUUGAAGACGCGAGCGGAGACGACUGGAGCGCGUGCUCGAGCGUCGCCGUGAGCGAUAGGAUGGAGUGCGAGUGCGCGGUAGCGCUGCGGUGUGGCGACGUUGGGGUGUUGAGCGCGGCGGAGGGCGCUCGUGCGGGUUCGGGGAGGCGAAGGAUCGUUGCGGAGUGGGCGCGUGAGCGCGAAACGGCGCACGAUGCGUCGCAUUAUGGAGUCGCGUACGCGAAUCAUCCUCGCGCUUUACUGCACGCGGUGAACGUCCCGGGAAGCAGCGUGCGCUCGCGUGUAUACUUAGUCGAUACGCGCGCGCGGGGGGGCGAGAAUCGAAUGGCGCACGAGGCGGAUGGUGGAGAAUUCAUUCGAACGAUUUCGGCAAUGCGUGAAUUUUUGUACGCGACGUCCGUACGAAUGUACGAGGUAUCCGGUAUUGAGUCUUCAUUCGUCGAGCUUCGUGAUCUGCGACGCGCGCGGGAUCCAGUCGCUCGAUGGGAGCACCUAGGCCUGAGCGCACCAGCGACGGUUCGUAUCUUUGAUUCCGGAGCUUGGCGCGGUGAGCCGUCGAGAGCAAUCGGCGUUUGCGCAUUUUCUACGAGCGAGAGCGAAGUGUACCUGUACGAGUGUCGACGCUACGCGGGUGAAAAGAGAGGACACUCCGGUGAACAAAUAUGCCCUUUGUCGUACGGGACGUGCGUCUCGCUGCCGUGCGCGGACUCCGUGCGCGGAUUCGCGAUGACGCAAAUCAACUCAACGCUCGGCGAAUUGACGUGGAUGGACCGACACGGCGAGUGGAGUCAGUCGUAUGAUAUCGGUGCCGACAAUGAAGCGUCGGCGUCACGAUCUAUUCAAUUCGAGACCCCACGUGCGGAAAUUCCGAAGACGCAGGCUCGCGACGUGGUCGCCGCGGCGGUGAUGGAAACGAGCGCGGUGAAUCCUCAAUCGUUCGUUUCGAUGCCCCACCUCUACAACUUUGUCGUGCACGCUGCGGUGCCGGGAGGAAUGUGCAACGAGUCUUCCCCGUCGGUUGAUGCCGCCGUACGAACAGAAGUGAUGAAGAAUCGAGCCGGAUUGCACGCCGUGUUCAGUGACGGUUGGAGGAUGAACGUGAACGAGCUUUUGGAAUGCGCCGAGUACCUACAAUCCAAUACAGCUGCGUCGCCCUCGCUCGUUCUCGACGAGUGGCGCAGACAAAUAGGCGGUGCCGCCGCGGCAAAGAAAGGAUACGUGAAGAUGCGUAAAGCUAAAGCCGAACGAAAUCCAAAAGAUGCCAUCGAAAAUCCGUUCAACUUCAAAAAUGUGUCCGGCCGGCGACAGACACGAGAAAGUGAGUGGAACAGAGCGUUUCACGGUGAAAUUAUUGCGCCCGCCCUCGAAGCAGCACUCGCAGAUUACGCUCGCGGCGAUGAAUCUGGGCGAGCGAUAUUUUCGAGACGAUUACGCCACGCGGCUAGGUGCUUGGAGACGAUCGACGCCAAGACUUGGAGUGAAGCAGGUGGCAAAACCGCAGAUGCGGCGCCUCAGUCAUCGAGGAAUCCACCAUUUUCAUCGAGCGAUCCGGUAGUGUACUCUCAAGGCGACGAUGAGAAGAACGAAUCGUCGUUUUUGGACCGGUUGUUAGCUGAGUGGAGGUCGUGA
Messenger RNA from Ostreococcus tauri, 2100 nucleotides. RefSeq names its product unnamed product. The transcript has a single exon. Lineage: Eukaryota; Viridiplantae; Chlorophyta; Mamiellophyceae; Mamiellales; Bathycoccaceae. The coding region runs from base 1 to 2100 and encodes 699 amino acids. The record is from RefSeq and is a predicted model, not a curated record.